GGCGGGGCUCCAAGGGGACCUAGCCGAGCUCCAGGCGUGGCGGUCCAAACGCUGGGGGCGGUGCUUGCGGGGCGGGCGGGGCCGGCCGCCGCUCAGUGUGGCCGCGGCCAUGAAGAAGCUGCAGCCGCCGGGCUAGGCCCGGGGCCGCUGUAGCCCAGGGCGGCCCGCAGAGGGCCGAGCCCGGUCCUCGGUUCCGGUUUCCGGCCCGACGACGGCCGCUCACCAUGCCUGGCAAGCACCAGCACUUCCAGGAACCCGAGGUCGGCUGCUGCGGAAAAUACUUCCUGUUUAGCUUCAACAUUGUCUUCUGGGUUCUGGGAGCCCUGUUCCUGGCCAUCGGCCUCUGGGCCUGGGGCGAGAAGGGUGUCCUCUCCAACAUCUCGGCACUGACAGACCUGGGAGGCCUUGACCCUGUAUGGCUGUUUGUGGUGGUUGGUGGCGUCAUGUCAGUGUUGGGCUUUGCUGGCUGCAUUGGGGCCCUUCGGGAAAACACCUUCCUGCUCAAGUUUUUCUCUGUGUUCCUCGGCCUCAUCUUCUUCCUGGAGCUGACAACAGGGAUCCUGGCCUUUGUCUUCAAGGACUGGAUUCGAGACCAGCUCAACCUCUUCAUCAACAACAACGUCAAGGCCUACCGAGAUGACAUUGACCUCCAAAACCUCAUCGACUUUGCUCAGGAAUAUUGGUCUUGCUGUGGAGCCCGAGGGCCCAAUGACUGGAACCUCAAUAUCUACUUCAACUGCACUGACUUGAACCCCAGCCGGGAGCGUUGCGGGGUGCCCUUCUCCUGCUGCGUCAGGGACCCUGCGGAAGAUGUCCUCAAUACCCAGUGUGGCUAUGAUAUCCGGCUCAAGCUGGAGCUAGAGCAGCAGGGCUCCAUCCACACCAAAGGCUGCGUGGGCCAGUUUGAGAAGUGGCUGCAGGACAACCUUAUCAUUGUGGCUGGGGUCUUCGUGGGCAUCGCCCUCCUCCAGAUAUUUGGCAUCUGCCUGGCGCAGAACCUCGUGAGUGACAUCAAGGCAGUAAAGGCCAACUGGAACCCACCUCUGCCUCAGCGUCCCAGACUCUGAAAUGGGCCCAAGAAUGUUCUCUCUCUUGCUUGCCUCUCAGGAUCAAACAUGAUGAUGGCUACAAACUACUCAAAUAAACAAAACUUUGAAAACCACUGGCUCAGGCCCACCAUCUUGGAGGUUCUGUCUGCAGUGGGCCUCAACAGAGCUAACUUGCCCCCUGGCCCAGACCCAGCCUCCUGACAAGCUUUCUUAGGCUUGGAUAGUUUAUACCUUUUUUACAAAAUUGGCAUAUUCCACUUGAAAGUCCAGCUUCCUGCUCCCCUGAAGAAUAGUCACCUGGCUAUACCAGUUCUUUAGUGGUAAUGCCACCCAGGAUACAAGCUUCAGUGGUCACUGAGGUCCUGCCUGGCCUGUUCUCACCUAAGUGCUCUGCCUGGCCCCUGUGGGCUGGGCGUUGCUCCCCACCCAACCUCUGUGGAUUACUCCUGCAAAUCCCACAAGGCUGCUGUGGCCGAGCCUCAAGCAAGUCACAGGAUGUGAAGACUGGGGAGGCUGGACCCUGCCCGAAGAGGCCAGCCCUGCUGGGAACCGAGGUGCGUGCCUGAACGCCCAGGACAGUGACUUGAAUGGUGGGAUGGGGGGUCAAGAAGAUUUGGCAAAAGAAGUAGCUGGAAGCCUAAGGCUUAGUACCCACGAAGUUUUGGGGGGCAAUGGAUGGAUGGUUCUAUAGGUUUAGUUCACGGCUUUCCCCAUGACCUGCAACGCUGCAUUGUGGCCACCAGAGGGCGCGCCAGCACUGCAUUCCCUGGGUCUGGCUUUAGGUUCAGUCCAGGGCUUACCUUGCUUAGCACUUUCAGGUUGGUAGAACUUGAACUUCUAAAGGAGCAAACCAGCCCAGGUGAGCAGUUUGGCUGCUUCCCUCAGCUUGCCUCUUAUCAGCCACAUGCAGGGGAAUGUGUGGGAUGACCCUGCCCGGCCCCCUCAGACCUGAAUGUGAGAAGGGGUGGGCUGUUCAGAGGUCCCAGCUCAGAUGAAUGAAUGAAGUAGAUAUUUGACUGCUGAAGUCUGCACCACUUUGACUUGACUGCUGUUAACUGGAGACUGGAUGGAGAGAGCUUUGUAACAAAGGAAACAUGCCUUGGGGAACAAUAGGAUGCAGUGGGGACUGUGCCAAAACAGACUGCUGUCUGAUUUGGCAAGUCUGUUCACUUGUAGCUAAUGGCUGUGAGGUGGGGAUGCAGGUCUGACAGACAUCAGAAAUCCCAGGGAGCCAGAAAUGCAGGUUCUCUUGUGAAUUAUGCAGAUUUUUAAGUUGUUGGUAACUAAAAAUUCUGCAAACUGAACAACAAGCAUGGUGCCCAGUUUUGGCCCCUGUGGUGCUGUGACCAGAACAGUCACCCUCUGGGGCCUGGCUGCUCAGCCAUUCAGGGAUGCUGGGAGCUGCAGGCAGGUGGGCUGGGUGUGGGCAGGAUCCCCACAGCAGACAUCACUGCUCUGUGGCACAGGCCAGGCAGCGCCCUGGCUUACUAAUCGGUAGUGGCCGUGGGUGGUUGUACUUGCUACAAUAAAUGCAGCUGAAGGAUGGUGCCUGUGGCUUGUAUCUUCUAGUUUCAAGUGCCUUCACUUUAUUUUCUCCUCCCACUCUCACAACACCCCUGUGAAUUGUAGUUUGUUUUCCUGAUGAGUGGGGAGGGAGGCAGCCUGGAGCACACAGCUGCCAGGAGGCACACGGAUCUCUCCCCUCGUGCUGAACCUGUCUUGCCUUCUCCACGCAUCUGGGGGAAACCCGUGUGUACUCAAAGUAUUAACCAAUAAGGGAUAUAAGGCAGUCUUCACUCCCCCAGGAUGAGUCAACAAUCUGCUUAGGUGCUGGAGAUGGGAGGAGAAGGGUAAGGUCCCCACCCUGUGUUUUCAUGGGGAGACAAGCAAACACAUAUUUUUAAAAUACUUGCUAUAAAGAAACCAAGUGACUGCUAGGAGCCUGGGACAAGGGGCAGGAGAAAGGUUGCCAUCUCUGGUGGGGGCAGUGUUCUAUGUUUGGCACCAGUUUCUCUAGAACCUUCAAAGCCAUGGGCUUGGUGUGAGGGAGUCAGGGUUGGGGGUUAUGGACACAAGCAAUGAACCCAGGAUGGUUGGAAACGGAGUCAAUGAGAUGGGAUGGGGGUAGGGGGUAGGAGAGGUGAUGCUAGUCAGGGCCCAGAGUUCUCCUAAGCUCAGUUCUACGGAACAUUCAUUCUUAUGCCCACUCAUCCAUCCAUCCAUCUGUCCGCCCAUCCACCUGUCCAUCUAACUCCAUCCACCACUUGUCAGUCUCUUCAUCCAUCCACUCACCCAUCCAUCUCCCCAUCUAUUCACACAUCCAUCCACUCCCCCCGUCCACCGUCAUCUACUCGGGCAGGCCCUGGCUGGAUGCCGGGGUUGCUGAGGUAGCUUGCACUUGCCUGGGCCCUCUCUGAUCUCAGUCUCUUUGCAGAGGGGGACAGGGUCAGUAGCAAGUAGCACGAGGAUAGCCACUGUGUGUUAGCUUUGUGUCACUAGGACUAAACGCCUGAGAAAAUCAAAGCUCCUGA
Molecule: messenger RNA, 3580 nt
Organism: Castor canadensis (American beaver)
Lineage: Eukaryota; Metazoa; Chordata; Mammalia; Rodentia; Castoridae
Gene: Tspan17
Product: tetraspanin 17
Cellular component (GO): plasma membrane
Source: RefSeq, a predicted model, not a curated record